Molecule: messenger RNA, 315 nt
Organism: Acanthamoeba castellanii str. Neff
Lineage: Eukaryota; Discosea; Longamoebia; Acanthamoebidae
Exons: 1
Coding region: 1-315 (104 amino acids)
Source: RefSeq, a predicted model, not a curated record
AUGGCCGACGUACCCACACUCUUGGAGCACAACCUGGGCGACCCGAAGAAGUUGCAGGAGGAGCAGCAGGAACAGGACCACAAGGCGUUGGAAAACAACCCCAACAACGACGCCUUCUGGAACCAGCGCGGGCUGAAGCGGCCCGACGACCUGGACGAGGCCAUCAAGGAGGGCCAACGCAUCCUCCACCACGAGAAGGGCCACACCGGGCAGCCCGUCACCGGCGCGGGCUAUCUGUACAACAAAGCGCACCACGAGAAGACCGUGCCCGACCAGCACCAUCACCGCGACCGCAAGGUGGGCGAACACGUGUGA